Aspergillus thermomutatus is the source of this 1203-nucleotide messenger RNA. Its product is annotated as putative GPI anchored protein. Lineage: Eukaryota; Fungi; Ascomycota; Eurotiomycetes; Eurotiales; Aspergillaceae. The record is from RefSeq and is a predicted model, not a curated record. Gene Ontology annotation, molecular function: lyase activity. Gene Ontology annotation, cellular component: periplasmic space. The coding region runs from base 1 to 1203 and encodes 400 amino acids. The transcript has 2 exons.
AUGAAGAUGAAGUUUGCUAUCUGGUCAGGCUUACUCGCACUGUCGAGUGCCCGUUCACUCUCUCACUCCCAUCGGCAAGGUAACAACUUCGCUCAUCCUGGACUCCUUCACACAGCAGCCGAUUUUGCCAGAAUCACCGGCAAGGUCAACAGUAAAGCCAAACCAUGGCUCACCGGAUGGUACAAGCUGACCAACAGCUCUUACCUGUCGCUGAAUUACGCCGACAGCCCGCAGGUGGUCGUGUACCGUGGCAGCGACGGGACCCACUCGCAGAACUAUGCUUCGCUUUAUAGGGACAUUGCGGCUGCCUAUGUCAUGGCCAUCUACUGGAAGAUGACCGGCGACACGGCCUACGCGGACAAAGCCAUCGGUAUCCUGGACGACUGGGCUUCCACCCUGACGGCGAUCUCGGGGUCGUCAGACAAGUUCCUGGCGGCGGGAAUCUAUGGCUACGAGAUAGCCAAUGCUGCGGAGAUCAUGCGGACCUACGAUGGCUGGCCGGCGCAGGAUGUCACCAAGUUCCAGGAGAUGAUGGUCAGUGUCUUUUAUCCGCUUAGUCACAUCUUUCUGGAACAACACAACGGUGCCGCCAUCGACCACUACUGGGCGAACUGGGACUUGUGCAACAUCGCCUCGAUCAUUUCCAUCGGGGUUCUAACCGAUAAUCGCACCAUGUACGACGAGGGCAUUGACUACUUCAAGAACGGGGCCGGGAAUGGACAGAUAGAAAAGGCGAUCUGGAAGCUGUAUGAGGUCGACGGGGAGACCCUGGGACAGGGACAGGAGGCGGGCCGGGAUCAGGGCCAUGCGAUGCUGGAUUUCGCUAUGCUAGGAGUCAUUGCCCAAUCCGCUCAUAACCAAGGCGAUGACUUGUUUGGGUACCUGGACAAUCGGAUUCUCGCCGGAGCGGAGUACGCCGCCAAGUACAAUCUGGGCAAUGAUGUGCCCUAUACAACCUACACCAACAGCGAUGUUACUCAACCUGUCAUCAGCAACAGCAGCUGUGGGGAUAUCCGGCCCAUGUGGGAGCUUCUCUACAACCAUUAUGGAGUGCUGAAGGGGUUAAACGUUACUUACACCAAGGAAUACCGUGACCUGGUCGUGAAAGAUGGCUCUGGUGCUGAAGGGGGCGGAGGAAACUACGGACCGAACAGUGGAGGAUAUGAUCAGCUGGGAUAUGGGACUCUGAUGUAUACUUUGUAG